GAUCAUUAAAGUCACAAGCAUCACGGGAGGCACGUUCUCUACUACAUCAGAUGCCGGAUAUCGUCCCUUUCACUUCCGGCCCAGUGCGUGAGAAGAAGGUCCUCUCACUGGGCUUCUUCCGCACUGGCUCCAACUCGCUCCAAGAAGCCCUCAAUAUCCUCGGAUACCGCGAUGUCUUCCACUCGUCCGCCAUGGCAAGGUCUCCAGAGAAGUGGGUAGGCCUCUCAGCCGCGGCCGACGCCAACAUCCCAUGCUUGCCUUCCUACACAGGCCGCACCUACACGCGCGAGGACUGGGACGUGUACUUUGGUCCUUGCGAGGCGCUGACCGACGUGACGCCUUUUGCCGAGCCUUUGCUCAACGCGUACCCGGAAGCCCGCGUCAUUCUUGUCCACCGUGACUUUGAUGCUUGGGCCGAGAGCUUCUUGAAUACCCUGGUUCGUCCUUCAUCCGAGGGCGUCUUGCCUUGGUUGAGCGGAAACUUGAUGGAGCCGAUUUUGGGGAUGUACAUCAGCCAGACCGCAUGGAAGUUGUACAUGGGCCUCUUGGGAGUGUGCGACCUCCGCAAGACGACGGAUCGCACCAUCAUGCGUGCUGGCUACGACCGCCACUACAAUAACGUGCGGCGUAUAGUUCCUCCCGAGCGACUGCUGGAGCUAGACCUCAAGGACUUGGAUUGGGAACCGGUGUGUAAAUUCCUGGGCAAGCAGAUUCCAAACGUGCCGUUUCCUCGUUUGAAUGAAGGGCGCGUCUUUCGGAAUGAAAAGCGAUUAAGAACCGCGUAUGAAGUGUUGGGACAUGCCGGUCGAUAUCUGGAUAUGAGAAAGUAG
Messenger RNA from Ilyonectria robusta, 830 nucleotides. RefSeq names its product P-loop containing nucleoside triphosphate hydrolase protein. The record is from RefSeq and is a predicted model, not a curated record. The transcript is spliced from 2 exons. Bases 51 to 830 code for a protein of 259 amino acids. NCBI's taxonomy places the organism in Eukaryota, Fungi, Ascomycota, Sordariomycetes, Hypocreales, Nectriaceae.